Messenger RNA from Loxodonta africana (African savanna elephant), 5676 nucleotides. It is a transcript of the gene ATP13A3, whose product is annotated as ATPase 13A3. The coding region runs from base 876 to 4646 and encodes 1256 amino acids. Lineage: Eukaryota; Metazoa; Chordata; Mammalia; Proboscidea; Elephantidae. Gene Ontology annotation, molecular function: polyamine transmembrane transporter activity; ATPase-coupled monoatomic cation transmembrane transporter activity; P-type ion transporter activity. Gene Ontology annotation, cellular component: late endosome membrane. The transcript is spliced from 35 exons. Gene Ontology annotation, biological process: intracellular calcium ion homeostasis; polyamine transmembrane transport. The record is from RefSeq and is a predicted model, not a curated record.
UGUGGGUGUAAAGGCCUGGUUUGGACACGCAGCUCACAGGAGGGUGGCCACGUGCUGGCCCCGGGAGCGGGGCGGGGGUCCAGCCCCUUUAGAAAGUCCGGGAAUUGCUGGGGUCUUGGAGGCGGGCGUGUUGGCAGGGCCCUUGCUGGGCUUGUGCGGGUGCUCACUGAAGGCACCUUGAGUUCGCUCCUGGUCACUGACUAGCAGAGUUCCUUGCCAGUCAGGUCACUUUGCGGAUCAGUUGUGCCCUGGAGAGGGAAAGUGACUUCUGACUUGCCUAAGGCCUCUCACUGGGAGUCGGCUGCAGGGAAGACAAGGAAAACCCAGAUGACCACCGGUCGACCAGGGCUCUUUCCUCCAGGACUUUGGUAGUUGCACUCUUCAUGGUCUUUCCUUUCGCACAGUUAGGUCCCAGUGGAUGUUAGGACCUCUGUUUUCUCGCUUGGGAGGGAAGCGGGUUGAGGGUGGACAGUAAGUCAGUCUGGGGCUUCUCAAUUUGGGCAGCUCAUGGUGACAGGUGUUUAUUGUGUCCUCUUCUCCCGCAGGUCUUAAAGAAACAUCCUUGGAUCUUCCUGUCUGGACACAGGAGAUGAGGAAACUGAGGUUCAGAGAUGUUAAGCUGCCCAGAGUGACACACAGCUAACAUCACAAACCUAGAAACAGAAGUCUGUCACAUACGGAGCCCUGGUGGCGCAGUGGUUAAGAGCUCAUACAGUCAUAUAGAGCUAGGAUUCUGACUGACUUCAAAGCCCUUUAUACUUACUAACCAGCUUUUGAAAGCCCUGCUAAUUCCAGCAAUUGGAAGGAACGGUGGUAUAGUGCUCUUGUUAUCUUGACUUGUUCUGAAGCACAAAACAUCUCAAACCACUGUAGAUAUGGACAAAGAAGAAAGGAAGACUAUCAACGAGGGUCAGGAAGAUGAGAUGGAAAUUUAUGGUUACAAUCUGUGUCGCUGGAAGCUUGCCAUAGUUUCUCUGGGAGUGGUUUGCACUGGCGGCUUUCUCCUCCUUCUUCUCUACUGGAUGCCUGAGUGGCGGGUGAAAGCGACCUGUAUUAGAGCUGCCAUUAAAGACUGUGAAGUGGUGCUGCUAAGGACUACUGAUGAAUUCAGAAAAUGGUUUUGUGCAAAAAUUCGCUUUCUUUCUGUGGAAACUAAUCCAUUUUCAAGUCCAAAAUCUCUAGCAAAUAAAGUUUCAAUCGGCCAUGCUGUUGGUUUAAUCGAGAAUCCAGCUGAAGAGAACCGGCAUGAGAUGAACAAACAUUCACAGAGUCAGUCACAACAGAUUCGUUAUUUCACCCACCAUAGCAUAAAGUAUUUCUGGAAUGAUACCCUUCACAAUUUUGAUUUCUUAAAGGGACUGGAUGAAGGUGUUUCUUUUACAUCAAUUCAUGAAAAGCAUAGUGCAGGACUGACAAAGGGGACGCAUGCCUACAGAAAGUUGCUUUAUGGAGUAAAUGAAAUUCGUGUGAAAGUGCCUUCUGUUUUUAAGCUUCUAAUUAAGGAGGUUCUCAAUCCAUUUUACAUUUUCCAGCUGUUCAGUGUUAUUCUGUGGUGCACCAAUGAGUACUAUUACUAUGCUGUAGCCAUUGUGGUUAUGUCUGUACUGUCAAUUGUAAGCUCACUAUAUUCCAUCAGAAAGCAUUAUGUUACGUUGCAUGAUAUGGUGGCAGCCCACAGUAUUGUGAGAGUUACAGUUUGCAGAGUAAAUGAAGAAUCAGGAGAGAUCUUUUCCACAGACCUCGUGCCCGGAGAUAUCAUAGUGAUUCCACUAAAUGGGCUAGUCAUGCCUUGUGACGCAGUGCUUAUUAAUGGUACUUGCAUUGUAAAUGAAAGCAUGCUAACAGGUGAAAGUGUUCCAGUGACAAAGACUAAUUUGCCAAAUCCUUCGGUGGAAAUAAAAGGAGCGGGAAAUGAGUUAUAUAAUCCAGAAACACAUAAACGACACACCUUGUUUUGUGGGACUACUGUUAUUCAAACUCGUUUCUACACUGGAGAACUUGUCAAAGCCAUAGUAGUUAGAACAGGAUUUAGUACUACCAAAGGACAGCUUGUUCGUUCCAUACUGUAUCCCAAGCCAACUGAUUUUAAACUCUACAGAGACGCCUGUUUGUUUCUACUGUGUCUUGUGGCUGUGGCUGCCAUUGGGUUUAUCUAUACUAUUGUCAAUAACAUUUUAAAUGAGGUAGGUGUGAAGGAAAUAAUUGUCGAGUCUCUUGAUAUCAUUACAAUUACUGUGCCCCCUGCACUUCCUGCUGCAAUGACUGUUGGUAUUGUGUAUGCCCAAGAAAGAUUGAAGAAAAUCGGUAUUUUCUCUAUCAGUCCCCAAAGGAUAAAUAUCUGUGGACAGCUGAAUCUCGUUUGUUUUGACAAGACUGGAACUCUUACUGAAGAUGGUUUAGAUCUUUGGGGGAUUCAACGAGUGGAAAAUUCAUGUUUUCUUUCUCCAGAAGAAAACGUCUGCAAUGAGAAAUUGGUAAAAUCCCAGUUUGUUGCUUGUAUGGCUACUUGUCAUUCCCUUACAAAAAUUGAUGGAGUGCUUUCUGGUGAUCCACUCGAUUUGAAAAUGUUCGAAGCCAUUGGAUGGACUCUACAAGAAGCCACUGAAGAGGAAACGGCACUUCAUAAUCAAAUUAUGCCCACUGUGGUUCGUCCUCCAAAACAGCUGCUUCCCGAAUUUACACUCGCAGCAGACCAGGACAUGGAGCUGUUUGAGCUUCCAGCUAAUUAUGAGAUAGGAAUUGUCCGCCAGUUCCCAUUUUCCUCUGCUUUGCAACGUAUGAGUGUAGUUACAAAGGUGCUGUGGGAUAAGAAGAUGGACGCCUACAUGAAAGGGGCACCGGAGGCCAUCACCAGCCUGUGUAAACCUGAAACAGUUCCGGCCGAUUUUGAAAAAGUUCUAGAAGAUUAUACUAGACAGGGCUUCCGUGUGAUUGCUCUUGCCCACAGAAAACUGGAGUCAAAACUGACUUGGCAUAAGGUACAGAAUGUCAGCAGAGAUACUAUUGAAAACAACAUGGAUUUUAUGGGAUUAAUUAUAAUGCAGAACAAAUUAAAGCGAGAAACCCCCGCAGUGCUGGCAGACCUGCAUAAAGCCGACAUUCGCACGGUCAUGGUCACAGGUGACAACAUGUUGACUGCUCUCUCGGUGGCCAGAGACUGUGGGAUGAUUCUCCCUCAGGAUAAAGUUAUUGUUGCUGAAGCAUUACCCCCAAAGGAUGGGAAAGUUGCCAAGAUAAACUGGCAUUAUGCAGACACGCUAACCCUGUGCAGUAAUUCAUCAGAAAUUGACCCAGAGACUAUUCCAAUUAAACUGGCCCAUGACAGCUCCGAGGACCUUCAGGUGACUCGUUACCAUUUUGCAAUGAAUGGAAAGUCAUUUUCAGUGAUACUGGAGCAUUUUCAAGACCUUGUUCCCAAGCUGAUGUUACAUGGCACCGUGUUUGCUCGUAUGGCACCUGAUCAGAAGACACAGUUGAUAGAAGCAUUACAAAAAGUAGAUUACUAUGUAGGAAUGUGUGGUGACGGCGCGAACGAUUGUGGUGCUUUGAAGAGGGCACAUGGAGGCAUUUCCUUAUCUGAGCUUGAGGCUUCAGUGGCAUCUCCGUUUACCUCCAAAACGCCUAGUAUUUCCUGUGUGCCAAACCUUAUCAGGGAAGGCCGUGCUGCUUUGAUCACUUCCUUCUGUGUCUUUAAAUUUAUGGCUUUAUACAGCAUUAUCCAGUACUUCAGUGUUAUUCUGCUGUAUUCCAUCUUAAGUAACCUAGGAGACUUCCAGUUUCUCUUCAUUGAUCUGGCAAUCAUUUUGGUAGUGGUUUUUACAAUGAGUUUAAAUCCGGCCUGCAAGGAACUUGUGGCACAAAAGCCACCAUCGGGUCUCAUAUCCGGAACCCUUCUCUUCUCCGUUUUGUCUCAAAUUAUCAUCUGCAUUGGAUUUCAAUCCGUGGGGUUCUUUUGGGUCAGGCAACAACCGUGGUAUGAAAAAUGGCACCCAGGGUCCGAUGCCUGUAAUACAGCAGGAACCCUGGAUUGGAACUCUUCACAUUUUCCCAAUGAAACCGAACCCGAUGAACAUAAUAUACAAAAUUAUGAAAAUACCACGCUGUUUUUUAUCUCCAGUUUUCAGUACAUCAUAGUGGCUGUUGCCUUAUCGAAAGGAAAACCCUUCAGGCAACCUUCCUACAAGAAUUAUGCGUUUCUUUUGUGUGUGAUUACGUUGAUUGUUUUCACAUUAUUCAUCAUGUUGCACCCAGUUGCCUCUAUUGACAAGGCUUUUCAGAUAGUGUGUGUACCAAAUCAGUGGCGUGUAAAUAUGCUUCUCAUUGUUGUUGCCAAUGCCCUUGUGUCUUUCCUGAUGGAGAACGUCUUCCUUGACAUGGUCCUUUGGAAAGUUGUGUUCAGUCGAGACAAACAAGGAGAAUCUCGCUUCACCACCACACAGCCACCACAGAACUCAGUGGAUCGGUGGGGAAAAUGUUGCUUGUCCUGGGUCCUGGGCUGUAGGAAGAAGAUACCAAAGGCAAAGUACAUGCACCUGGCGCAGGAGCUCUUGGUUGAUCCAGAAUGGCCACCCAAACCUCAAACAACCACAGAAGCUAAGGCUUUAUUUAAAGAGAAUGGAUCCUGUCAAACCAGCACGGCAACAUAGCAAUGAGUCGGUCUCAGCGGUAUGCUGACAGCAGUGUUCAGGAGAGUGUAACUUCGUGACUUUCUGACCCUGUGUGUCAGAAUACCAGUUCACUUUAUGUCCCUUGUGAUCUUUAGGGUUUAGUACCUGAUUUCAGAGCCUUUUUUUGUUUCUUUGUUAGUUGGCUUAAAACAAAAAAGUACUUGCCCUGUCAUGUCAGUUAAUCCAUCUGUAAAGUCCUGUAAUCUUCAUUCACUAACUCUAAAUAUUAUAUACAUUUCCAGCCUUUCUUGAUCGUCACCCUCGUGACAAAAGAAAGUGGUAAUUGGUGGGUGUGUAGACAUGAGCUCUUGAGGAUUGGCUAAGCCCUUUAAAUUUGUUUUCAUAACCCUCUUACUAGGAAAAGCCAUUGUUUACAUACAGACCUUAAAUUUGUGAUGAAUAAAAAUGAAAUGGAUGUGAAUUAACCUCUCGUGAAAACAGGUCGAAAACUUGUUUUCAUUUGGUUCCAGUAUUUCUUCCAAAGGGUUCUGUGCAGAUACACUAGGCCUUUUAAUAGCCUGGAGUUAGGAUUAAGAUUAUAUGAUGUGGCUGAUAGAACAACUCAGGUAAUUUCCACUUAUGCUUUUAUACUUUCUGUACAGACUGCCUGGGUUUUAGUUUUAAUCAGCAAGGUGCUUCACUGCCUUCUUUUGAUGUCUCUCAAAGCUGUUAAAUGGAUCUUGUGCGGUAUACGGCACCAGUAGCGUAGUUUCCUUCAGUUCAGUGACACGGACCUUUUUCACUAGGACAGAUGGUUCUUUUGUCAGUAGAUACAGAUCUGUCAUUCUAAUAUCUUUUCAUGCCUGUAUAGUUUUUGUUUAUGUUCUUCUUCAGGUUUUAUAUUAUUUUGAAUGUCAUUUUCUUUACUACUUAUACCUUUUUAAUUACUGAAAGACAUGGGAUGAUAGUGAGGGUCUUCUUUUUAGUUUCUUGGCUUUUCCUUUAAGAUUUUUAAGGUUUGGUCUAUGUCUCCUGUUUAAAAGAGGCUUAAAAAAAAAAAAAAAGAAAA